Molecule: messenger RNA, 4083 nt
Organism: Histoplasma mississippiense
Lineage: Eukaryota; Fungi; Ascomycota; Eurotiomycetes; Onygenales; Ajellomycetaceae
Exons: 5
Coding region: 1-4083 (1360 amino acids)
Cellular component (GO): endoplasmic reticulum membrane
Source: RefSeq, a predicted model, not a curated record
AUGGGCGUUGGCCAAACCGUGAAUUCUACCACGCCUCGCGUGUGCCCCCAGCAAGCCCAGACGCUCGAUCAGCUUGCCGCACACGGAACGUCUCCUGCCAACACACUCAUAUCAAACAACCUUUCUACGGGGUUAGGUAAACAGAAUGCGCCUACACUUCCACCCUUCAUCUCACCAUUUUCUGCCAUGCUCAACUUUUCAGCUGGCGAGCCCUUGAUAUACACCAUCAUGAAGAAGCUUCUAUGGGGCACCUGGGCAACAACGACUUCACCGGUAUUCGACGCCGCAGGCUCAAACUCGACGAAUACAACAAGCGGGUCUAUUCGACGGUUUCGUCAACCAUCCUGGCUUUCAGAUGUUUCCUUUUUAAACAACUUGACCCCGUACUCCACCCUGAAUAAUAUUUUAAUAGAUACUUUCGAAGGACAGAUAAUUACCCUUUCUGUUGUUAUUGCUUUUAUUCUUGUAUUUUUGAUUAGAGAAUGGGUGGUGCAGCAGCAACCUGUGAUCAAUCUUGCUGAGGCAGAUCGAGAAGCAGUUGCCCAGCUUGUUGUCGAUGCUGUAGCGAAUCACCCUGCUGGCCACCAACGACCAGAUCCUGUCGAGCAUGCCCACAAUCAGGCAGCCCAUGAUGAACCAAACGAAGAACUAAAUCAAGAAGAAAACCAAGAAGUACAUCCAGAAGAAAAUCAAGAUAUACUUGGACACCGGGACACCGGAUUUCCAGAUUGGGGCCAUCCUCAUCCAAUCGAGGCGCCUCUAUCAUCAGUCCAAUCACAACAUCCUUAUCGCACCACGGACAACUUUGAAUCACAUAGCCAACAUUGGUCUUCAGAGGUUGAAAGCAAUUCGAGCCACGUCCAUGAAGAAGACAAUAUUCCCGAGCACCCCUCCACGACUCGCGAAGCCAAUGACGAAAUAGUGGCAAAUUCUGACAGUCAUGCCAAUGCAGAGUGGCCUGGUCUUGAUGUGUUCAAAGACUUGUGGACUCGUGGUGGGAGAAAUCCAACGGAAAUAUUAAAAUUAAUCGAGGAAGAAGGACGUCAAGAAGAGCUGGCCUGGGUAAUUGCAGCAAUGCAAAAAUUGGAACGUGUGGGUGAACAGGGAUUCAAAUUCGGCGAAGUGUCUGCGAGAGAUGUGCAGGAACACAACGAAGAGCUUGCUUCAGCCCCCAACGGUUCGAUUGAUGCGCCGAUCAAUCGUGAUCACGACCUACGGUCCUUUUCACCAAGCCUCGAGCCCUUUACUCUACCUGAGUCCUUUGAUUCCGAAGAGGCCGGGCCAUCCAGACCUACUCAUACAGUUGACCUAUCAUCCCAUGCUCCCUUUAAUAAUAUCGUAGAUCACUCCUCUCUACAACAAGAAGCGGUGCGAUACUCCUCAAGCCCCUCAACUACCACUGAACAGCCCGCUUCAGAACUUGACAGCAACGAGCAUAAUCCAUUCCAAAUUGCGGAAGUUGAGCCUUUGAUAUCUCCACCUCAGCAACCACCUCCUAUAGAAGCAGUAGAUCCUCUUCAUGAAAAUCUUCUUGAUCGGGCCUCGAAUUGGUUUUGGGGUGGGGUGCCCCUUCCUCAGCGAGGAGAAGGUGACGACCAAGCAGAAGAGGACGAUGCUGGCCAUGUCAUUGAUCAACCCGCGCAAGAGGUUCCAUUCGACGCCGCACCGGACGGACAUCGUCAUUUCCAUGACCCAAUGGACCAACCUGGAUUUGCUGAUGGCCCACUUGCUCCAGUCGACCCCGACGAUGUUGAUGCUGUGGACGACGCUGAUGAUCUGGAAGGUAUCUUGGAACUUAUCGCUGCUUCGCUAUCUAUGAUCGACGGUAGCAGCCAGCGCCUUAAAGGUGUUCUCGGGGCAUUCUUCACAUUCCACGAAUCGGACUUACCCAUGUUCUCCGUUUUAUCUCACCAAGCCUUGAGGAUCCACCAAAGGCGAGUCGCAACAGUUUUCAACUUUGUAAUGAACGUUGGGAAGACAGUUCUCUACGACGUCCCAUUACUUCUCCUCGAACGGGAUUCCUUGCAACGACUCACCACAUCCAUACUUCCUCUUGAACCUAUGAAAUUGUUGAACGCAGCUGCUGUCGCUGUUGUGACCGUUGGAAAGUCUGCAUUCUUCUUUUUGGAGAAAGAAAAUUGGCCCAGCCUAAAGGUCGGCGGAGUCGAGCCAACAGUUUCAUUGUCAUUGAACCAUGAGUUGGCACAAUGGGACACUAAGGAUCGAAUCAUAGCAAUUAUAGUUGGGCCACCUCAAGAGAAUCGGGCAGAAGGGACGGUGGCUGAUGUUUUGCAACAAGCUGGUGGAGUAAUGAAGGUGAUCAUCAUCAUUGGUAUCGAAAUGAUCGUGUUCCCACUAUAUUGUGGCAUUCUGCUCGACAUUGCCCUCCUUCCACUUUUCCGCGGUGCAACAUUUGCUUCACGAACUGCAUUCAUGCUGGAUGCGCCGUUCACCUCGCUAUUCGUCCAUUGGUUCAUUGGGACUUGUUACAUGUUCCAUUUUGCCCUUUUCGUGUCCAUGUGCCGAAAGAUUAUGCGGAAUGGCGUCCUAUAUUUCAUCCGUGAUCCCGACGAUCCUACAUUCCACCCCGUACGCGAUGUUCUUGAGCGCAAUAUCACUACCCAGUUGCGUAAAAUCGCUUUCAGCGCACUUGUGUACGGUGGUCUUGUUAUCGUUUGCCUCGGCGGUGUUGUCUGGGGCUUAUCCUUGACUUUCCGUGAAGUACUCCCGAUACACUGGUCGUCCAAUGAGCCCGUUUUGGAAUUCCCGGUUGAUCUACUUUUCUACAAUUUUGUAAUGCCGUUGGCGAUUCGUUCUAUCCGCCCAUCAGAUGGCUUGCAUAAAAUGUACGACUGGUGGUUCCAUAUGUGCGCGCGCAAAUUGAGGCUGACGCACUUCCUGUUUGGAGAACGGCGUCAGGACGAGGAAGGUCGAAGGGCAUAUCCAACAUGGCGUGACUGGAUUUUCCGCAGUCGGGAUACCCUGGAAGAUGAAAGCAGUAGUAAUUUUUUUCUACGAGAUGGCAAGUUUGUGCGAGCUCCAGGAUCGGAUCAGGUUCGAAUUCCCAAGGGCAGGUCUGUUUUCUUGGAAGUUGACGAAAAUAAUGAGCGUAUUGACGGCAACGAGGAUCACGAGGAUGGCCUUCAUGGCAAGUCUAACAGUAUGUUCGCUCACGUCUAUGUUCCGCCAACGUUCAAGAUCAAGAUCGCGACAUUUAUUUUCAUGAUAUGGGUUUUCGCUGCGGUAACUGGGCUUGGGUACACCAUAGUGCCUCUGGCAAUCGGGCGACGGAUGAUUUCUUCACUCUUCCCUAGCCAUGUUCCUGUGAACGACAUCUAUGCCUUUUCUGCUGGCAUAUAUGUGGUAGGUGGAGCCUUCUAUGCGCUCGUGUACUGUCGUCGCCACGGUCUACCGGCGCUCAAUCAACGUCUGCAACCAUACCUUGCAUCCCCGAGACAAGCAUUCCCACACACAUACAACAUCCUUGUGAAACUUCUCAGUCUCCUGUAUAUUGGAGCGGCGUAUGCUCUAUUCCUCCCUUCCCUUUUCGCCUUAAUUACCGAGCUCUACGUUCUGAUUCCUCUGCACACCUACAUUCGAAGUGGCGAAGUCCACGUCAUCCACUUCGUUCAAGACUGGACGCUCGGCGUGCUAUACGUGCGCAUGGCCGUCAGACUUAUAUUAUGGUAUCGCGGCUCUCGCCCAGCCAAUGCCCUCAACGCGGUCCUACGCAACGGCUGGAUGGAUCCGGACAUUCAACUGGCUACCCGCGCAUUUAUUGUUCCUGCUACAUUGGUUGCCUUCGUUGCUGUGUUAGGGCCCUUGCCAAUAGGAGCUGUUCUAAAUUCCACGAUCUUCCGCGAUUCGCCGGCCUUGGUGCACUCCGAAGUAUACCGCUACUGUUUCCCUGUGACAUUAAUGGGGGUGCUUCUCCUUUGGGCUCUACGCCUGGCUCGAAACCAAAUCGCCAUAUGGAGGGCGAGUAUUCGUGAUGACGUGUAUUUAAUUGGAGAGCGACUUCAUAACUUCGGAGAGAAGCGGGCCAAGGACGUUGGUGUAACGCGGCGGAUGAUUACUUCAUGA